UGUUGGGAUAUUGAUUUAUGUCGCUUGUUCGCGUGCGUUUAGUGUUUGAGAAUCCGGCUCCUGGUGUAGAACGGCAGUGUUGGUAUCUCUUUGAUUCUUCAUCGUGUCGUGUGGUGGCUGACUUGUCGCAUCUUGUUUCAAAACGUUUCUAUGGCUCGUCUUGUUCUGCUUGUCUGAGUUUUGCUAUUGAUGGUUUCUUUCUGCCACCCGGUGAACGAGUUGAGAUUAUUAGAGACGGAGAUUUAAUAACGGUAUAUCAAAAUAGGAAGAGAGACGAAAAGGCAGGAAACAUUAAACUUAUUCCUGUGAAGACUAGAAGGCUCCAUAAUAUCAACGCUAAGAGGCAACGACCAGACACCACAUCUUCGGAAUCAGACAGCUCUGAACCAACUUUGCAGCCGAUUUCUACUCCACGAGUGAAUGGAAUUGCUCAGAAGGCAAAGAAAGUUGUAGACGAGAGAUCCGCCUCAAGCAGUAGCUCGAGUUCAUCUUCAUCUUCUUCAUCAUUUUCAGAUAAGAAUCAUUUCUACGCCGAUUUAAAGACAAAAGCACCCGCACAGCAUCACAAUGUCAGUACAGAAAAUUCGAAAGGUUUGAAAGUGACAGCUAAGACCCGAAAGUCUGACAAGCACGACUUGACUGCAACUGAACGUGGAGCGAGGAUUGUCACUCAGACAAAAAAUGUUAAGGCUGGUGAAACUGUUGUUUGUUUGAAGAAAACACAAGAUGUGCUGUGUCGUGUUGAUUCAUUGUUGAAUAGCAGUGCCCAUGAUGGAAACAGCAAAGUUAAUGAAAGGACCAGUAAGAGCCGAACGUCUGUACGGACUCCAUCAAGUAGUAAUCAUAUUCGGUUUGAAUCUUCGGGUUCGGAAAGUGAGGAAGGAGGUUUACCCACUCAAUCUACAAACCAUUCGUCAAUAGCAGCGAAUGUUUCCAUGCUAACACAACAUCCUUCUGCUAAGCAAAAUGUAUCAACUAAACAACACGUUAGUGCUCGUUCUGGUUCCAAAACUACUGGUGGUCGACAUGAUGUUGUGACCCACAAGAGUCACGUUUAUGUCAACGGGAAGACGGAAUCACAAAGUCAGAAUGGCAAAAGGGAAACACACCACAAGAUUAUGAAGAAACCGCGACUACCUCUCAGAGACUAUAGCUCCAAUCCAAUUUUGCAAGGAGUACCAAGAGAGGGAGACAUAAUUGCUUUUAAGAUGCUGGAACUCUCAAACGAUUACAGUCCACAGAUAUCUCCAUACAAGGAGGCUUUGGUGUUGUCGUAUACUCCUCAGACGUCAGUUGUAGAGAUGAAAUUGACUGCGGAGUGCUUUGCUGCUGUGAAGGCAAUGAGACCUCAAGAGAGCAGAAAAUUUGAUUUGGUUGAUUUUGAGGAAGUUGAAGAUGAACACGAUGACCCCAUUACAGACUUGAUUUCGAUUGAGUUUUCAAGUUUGCAGGAAGUUAGACUGAUACCUCAUGUAUAAGUUACUGUACUGACAAAAUGAGAUGUCCAAUCUCUUAAUCAAUAAUGAGCAAUGAUGAUGUAGCUGUCUGAU
Messenger RNA from Corticium candelabrum, 1550 nucleotides. Its product is annotated as coilin-like. The record is from RefSeq and is a predicted model, not a curated record. Bases 18 to 1478 code for a protein of 486 amino acids. The transcript has 6 exons. NCBI's taxonomy places the organism in Eukaryota, Metazoa, Porifera, Homoscleromorpha, Homosclerophorida, Plakinidae. Gene Ontology annotation, biological process: spliceosomal snRNP assembly. Gene Ontology annotation, molecular function: U1 snRNA binding; U2 snRNA binding. Gene Ontology annotation, cellular component: Cajal body.